UCUGCCCUAGUAUAAAUGGACUUAUGCAAAGACCGCCUGUCGACGGGACGCCGUUUCCGGAUUUCUUAGAGUUGGAUAACUCUCAGACAUUCUGCCUCUUCCUUCCCAUUCAGUCAAAAUUAGUCUCGGAAGUGUAUGGCUGAGCACAUCUCUUUACCCUCCCAAAUGAAUUUCUCUUGAGACGCCCUCUCACGUGACACCCAUUUUUAGAGUCCCCCAUUUUUUGGUUCCUCCCUCAAAAGAUUCAAAGGGCUGUACCAUUGCUUCUGAGGUUAUGGGGGAGAGGGCAGAAAACAAAUCUUUUUUUUUUACUGACAAGCGGAUAACCGACGCCUCUUUCUUCUGAGGUUGCGAAAGCCCCCUCAGACCGCCCAUUUUCGAGCCGGCCAACCGCCGCUCUUGAACGGCCCCCACCCUGCGGUUUUAACCGCCUCCGAACUCCCCCCCCCCCGCUUGCUUUCCUUCCGCAUCACUUCCGCAUCGCAGAGGAAGCCGCCGUUGCCGUCCUGCUAAGGGAAGGACGACCCAAAAACAAGCGGGGCAGCCAAUGAGGGCGCGCCGUGGAGGGGGCCGCUCUGCGCAGGCGCGCAGCCCUGGUUUAUGCUAAUGUUGUUGAUAUUCUGGAGCUGCCGAGCAGACUGCUUUUUCUCUCGCUGCCCUGGUUCCCCCUGGCAGGAGUGGGACGGCUGAGCGGUCUCCUUCCUCCACCCUGGCCCUGCCCCUCGGGAAGGGGAGGGGGCUGAGCCGAGGGGGCGGGCGGGGGGUGGAGAGCGGGGACGGCCGGAGGAGGCAUCCCCUGCCCAUGAGGGCCUGAUGGAAAACACAAAGGAUCUGACUGAACAUCCUUCAAGGUCAGAAAGGAAGAGACGUGAUUCAUUCGGGAUGUUCGAUGGCUAUGAUAGCUGCAGUGAGGAUACAAGUAGUAGCUCCAGUUCUGAUGAAAGUGAAGAGGAGGUUCCUCCCUUACCUUCCAAUCUCCCAAUAAUCAAGAACAAUGGGCAGGUUUACACUUAUCCAGAUGGCAAAUCUGGCAUGGCUACCUGUGAAAUGUGUGGGAUGGUUGGUGUCAGAGAUGCCUUUUAUUCCAAGACCAAGCGUUUCUGCAGUGUUUCCUGCUCAAGAAGCUACUCAUCGAACUCUAAGAAGGCCAGCAUUCUGGCCAGACUUCAGGUAACGGGAAAACCUCCAACUAAGAAGGCUAAAGUGUUACAAAAACAACCUUUAGUUGCUAAAUUAGCUGCAUAUGCUCAAUACCAAGCAACGGUACAGAACCAGUCAAAGACUAAAACAGCAUCUGUUCCAGUGGAAGGUUUCAAUUGGGGCAACUAUAUCAAUAGCAAUAGCUUCACAGCAGCUCCUGUGAAUUGUUUUAAACAUGCACCUAUGGGGACAUGCUGGGGUGAUAUCUCAGAAGGUGUGCGUGUAGAAGUCCCUAACACAGAUUGCAGCUUACCUGCCAAAGUCUUCUGGAUUGCUGGGAUUUUGAAAUUAGCAGGUUACAAUGCUUUAUUAAGGUAUGAAGGCUUUGAAGGAGAUUCAAGUCUUGACUUCUGGUGUAACAUCUGUGGACCUGAUAUCCAUCCAGUUGGUUGGUGUGCAACCAGUGGGAAACCUCUAGUUCCACCACGAUCCAUUCAACACAAAUAUACAAAUUGGAAAGCUUUUCUGGUAAAAAGACUCACCGGUGCCAAAACUCUUCCUCCUGACUUCUCUCAGAAGGUAUCUGAAAGUAUGCAGUAUCCUUUCAAGCCUUCUAUGAGAGUAGAAGUUGUCGAUAAAACACACCUAUGCCGAACACGGGUAGCAAUUGUUGACAGUGUAAUUGGAGGCAGAUUAAGACUAGUGUAUGAAGAAAGUGAGGACAAAACAGAUGACUUCUGGUGCCAUAUGUACAGCCCACUCAUUCAUCCUAUUGGUUGGUCUCGGAGUAUAGGACAUCGAUUCAAAAGAUCUGAUAUAAUCAAGAAACAAGAUGGUCAAAUUGAUGCAUCCUCACAUUUAUUUGCUAAGGUAAAAGAAGCUGAGUCCAGUGGAGAAUGGUUCAAAGAGGGGAUGAAAUUGGAAGCCAUAGAUCCAUUAAAUCUUUCUGCUAUAUGCGUGGCAACAAUUAGAAAGGUAUUAGCAGAUGGAUAUCUUAUGAUUGGGAUUGAUGGAUCUGAGGCAGCUGAUGGGUCUGACUGGUUUUGUUACCAUGCAACCUCCCCUUCUAUAUUCCCUGUUGGUUUCUGUGAAAUUAACAUGAUAGAACUAACUCCACCCCGAGGUUAUGCAAAACUACCUUUCAAAUGGUUUGACUACCUCAGGGAAACAGGUUCAAUAGCAGCCCCUGUCAAAUUCUUUAACAAGGAAGUUCCAAACCAUGGGUUUCACGUUGCAAUGAAACUGGAAGCUGUGGAUCUCAUGGAACCUCGUUUAGUAUGUGUGGCCACAGUAACACGCAUAAUCCAUCGUCUCUUGAGGAUACAUUUUGACGGCUGGGAGGAUGAAUAUGAUCAGUGGGUAGACUGUGAAUCUCCUGACCUCUAUCCUGUAGGGUGGUGUCAGUUAACAGGUUACCAGCUACAGCCUCCUGCAUCACAAUCUUCAAGAGAUAGCCAAUCAAGUUCAUCAAAACAGAAGAAAAAGUCUAAAUCACAGCAGUACAAAGGACACAAGAAAAGAAUAUAUUGCCCUCCCUCGUUCACAAGUGCUCCAUUACAGCUGUUUUUGAAACUUCCCUGGUUUACAAAGCAGUUCAUGAUGCUACAAAAAAGAGCUGCCCUUGGGGGAGGGGAGCAAAAAGCUGUAUCAUGUUUGUGUGUAUCCUGGUGUGCACACACAGCCACUCAUAUGCAUGCACACAUAAGGAUUCCCGGAUCACAGUAAUUCUAAAAUCAUAAUUCAGGCAUCAAUCCCUUAGCACAGUAUUUUUUAGGCCAGUGCCUCCCAAAUGUAAAUGAUUCAUGUCAUCAGGCCAUUUACCUGUAGGAUAGAAUCCUUCAAAAGCAAAAUGAGGUUCCAGAAGGAAUUGCAUCAAAAACUGAGUGAUCCGUAAUUUUUCCCAUCUCGGAUCGUAAUUCUGUCAGCCAUGCUCAGCUGUAAUAAUGCAGAACUGAUGGGAUGAAUGUUGUGGCUUGCAAAGGCCACCGUGUAAUAUCUGCAUUGUCAGAGACUCUUGAGGACUUGCAGAAUAAUAUAUAUCAAGUUCUUCUGAUUUUUUUUUUAAUCAGAAAGAUAAUAUUACUGAGUGUGAAAAAGGCAUUCUGAAUAAGGUCUGUACUAUGGCUUUUUGCUUGAGAUCAGCAUGAAAACUUGGACUUAAUGUAGAAAUUGUUUAGUUAUAUGAUCCAAACAAGCUUGAACCAAAAGAACAUAUAUUUAGGCACAGUUAACUACCAAUUCCUAGUGGACACACAUUGUGUGUAUUUUGUAUCUGUAGGAUUGGCAUAAAAUCAUGAAGUGCAGUAGUGUUUCCCCAUUCCUGUGCAUGUUAUGAUUGGAGAAUUUCACUAAUUUCUGUCACUCUUACAUUGGAAUGGCCUUUGUCCAGAUGAACAGAUGCCCUCUUCUACCUCUGAAUAUGGCAGCUCCUAGAAAAACCCACAACCACAUUUAAUCCCCACAUCAGCUGAGAACCUGAUGUUUAGCCAGCAAUUCUGCAAGAUGUUAGACGACCUGUAAUUAUGUUUGGGAGAGAACGGUCUUGAUUGCUGCUAUAGUGCAGGUUCUCUGAUUUUUGGAGAUAUUUUACAUAUUUAUGUAGGUACUGAUAUCUUUCAGGAUUUUAAUACUCCCAUUUCUACAUCGAUACAUGUACCCAAUUAAAUGAAAACUUUUUUCAAAUCUUGAAAUCGAUUGACUCUUGGGUGACAUCUUUUUCCAGACUAGUUUUCAUUUGUCGUUUUUCUUCAGUGUUCAUUCUGAGUAAUGCUUACGUGUGGCCUCUUAAACACAGCAACCAGAUGACUGUAAGCUUUCAGUACCAUUGGGUGCAUUCAUUUUUUAAAUGUGAUUUGGUUCUAAGAACACCCUCCAGUUUACUGUGAACUAAAUACCACCAACGAACUGGGAUGGAAUCAGGUUGGAGGGGCUGAAUGGAUAUUGGUUUGAGACUUGUACUUCUUCUGUGGGUCAGCUAAUAUUACAGUAUUUGGCACAAGGCAGGAUCUUUUUAAAUAAGAAGGCACCACAGGCAAGGUAAAUUACAUUGCAAGGGCUCCUUUGUACAGCUCAGAAUUUUACAUCUUUUUCACGCUUUAAAUUUCCUUGCUGAAUCAGAGGAAAACAAAAGCAGUUAUCGACUUUCUAUUGAUACUAACACGGGUUUCAGUGUUUGUUUUUAUUGUUGUCAUUUUUAUGUGAUGUGAACACCUACUCCCAUCAAUAUUUGUAUUAUGGUGCUAAUAUAUUGGUAAUAAUCCUUUAUUGGAAAGGGAUUAAAACUGUGAUUAAAUUGAUUUUUUUAAUUUUCAUAUUUAAGUGAAAUCUCAGCCAUUUAUAUAAAAAAAGGGAAAAAAAGCAUGAGCUUCUGCCUCUGGGAAAAUGAUUGAGGCAGAAGUUAAAAAUGGUUUUUACAUCAUUUCUGUAUGUAUUUGAUAUAUAGAUCACUAUCUGUAUAAAUUUAAUCUUUAUUUUUCUGGUAUUUGUGUUGUCAAAUGGGAACAUUUAAAAACCUCUAAUGUACAUAACUCAGUGAAAAUUGCUUUUGAAGAAAUUAAUGUUACUUUCAUUUUUAACAGACUGCAGAUUUUCAAGCAUGGAUGUGAAAAAGCAUUAAGAAUAUAACUUUGUGUACAAGAUGAAAAUAAUUCACUAAAUUUGCCUUUUUUACACAAAAUAAAAAUGUUAAAAGAC
This is a messenger RNA of Thamnophis elegans (Western terrestrial garter snake), 4833 nucleotides long. RefSeq names its product mbt domain containing 1 (gene MBTD1). The transcript is spliced from 16 exons. Gene Ontology annotation, biological process: regulation of DNA-templated transcription. Lineage: Eukaryota; Metazoa; Chordata; Lepidosauria; Squamata; Natricidae. The coding region runs from base 814 to 2865 and encodes 683 amino acids. Gene Ontology annotation, cellular component: nucleus. The record is from RefSeq and is a predicted model, not a curated record. Gene Ontology annotation, molecular function: zinc ion binding.